This is a messenger RNA of Physcomitrium patens, 1689 nucleotides long. NCBI's taxonomy places the organism in Eukaryota, Viridiplantae, Streptophyta, Bryopsida, Funariales, Funariaceae. The record is from RefSeq and is a predicted model, not a curated record.
AUGGGUCGAAGACGCACAACCAUUACUGCCUCGGACCCAAGUGCCCCAUUUGCAACUCCUAGCCCAAGCCAAGGAAGGGAAGGCCACUUUCAACAAGGGCUCUGCACAAUUCCACGGAUGCAAUUCACCAAAAUAAACCAUGAGUUCCUCGUUAUCGCCUUCCAAUCUUCGAAGCGCUUUGAUCAUGUUGUAUCUGGAAUGCCGAUGUUGCUUCCGGAUUAUUGUAACGCAUGCAGGGAUCUUCCUUCUCGUCUCGCCAACGUGCGGCAAAUGCCACACGUUCUGCUCAUAACCGUUUGUGAUACAACAGAGGCUGACAGGCUGCGGACAAUGAUUCUGGCUAUGGUUGAUGUUCGGGUGGUGCUUAUAAAAAUAGCUGAUCGAUUGCAUAAUUUGAGGACUUUAGAGGCCUUGCCUUCCCACAAACAGAUAGGUAUUGCCAAGGAGACGCUGGAGAUUUUCGCUCCCUUGGCGAAUCGCCUGGGUAUUUGGAGUUGGAAGGCUGAAAUGGAAGAUCUUUGCUUCAAGUGCUUGAAGCCUGUAGAUCAUGAAAAUUUGUCCAUAAGGCUGUCAGAGCGAUGUCGAGAGGGACUAGUAAUGUCUUCCAUCAGAUACCUGGACGAAGCAUUGAGAGUUGGUGGGGUGCAGUUUAUUGAUCUGUGUGGACGACCUAAGAAUCUGUACAGCGUUUACAAGAAAAUGAUGAAAAAAAAGAGAAGCCCCGAUGAAAUUCUUGAUGUAAGAGGAUUGCGUCUGAUCGUGACAGAUGAGGAAAGUUGUUACCAGGCUUUGGAGGUCGUCCACCAACUUUGGCGAUGUAUUCCUGGAAAGACGAAGGAUUACAUUGUUGAUUCGAAGCCGAAUGGAUGCAAGUCCUUACACACUGUUGUGAUUGGAAGUGACGGAUAUCCGCUGGAGGUGCAAAUUCGGACAAUGAAAAUGCAUCAUCAGGCUGAAUAUGGGUUAGCAGCUCACUGGAGAUAUAAGGAAGACAACAGUGAACAUUCUGCUUUCAGUUCUGAACGUGUGGAGUGGGCUCGCUGGGUGUUGACGUGGCAAAGUGAGAUCAUGGAUACUAAGCUGAGAGUAUCACCGUUGGCAGCAGAUUUGAAACCGCCAUGCCCUUUCCCUGUGCACAACAAAGAGUGCCCUUACGCUGGAUCUUGCUGCGAGCCAGUGAUGAGGGAGAAUGACCCAGUGUAUGUUAUAAAAAUGGAGAACGAACAUAUUCUAGUGCGAGAGCUUCCUCCAGGUUCUACGGUUGGAGACCUUGUGCGAUCGAAGCACUCGGAUAUGAAUUCUCUUGUGGUGGAUUCAAGAUCUGCCAACGAUAAUGGUUUGCGCGUUAAAGUAAAUCACGAAUUUGUCGACACAAUGGAACCGAAAUUAAAAAUGGGCGACUUUGUAGAGGUUAUGAGCACUGUAAAGAAACCCUGCGGUAAGGUAGCUUUAGAAUUCUAGCGGGAGCAGCUGAAGCGCCUAUACCUUGAUGGAGGAAGCUCCAAUGAAGAUACGAACACCACCUGGUGGGAGCGAAGUGCAAGCGUUGCUGGUCUGUAAUGAGGAGAUGAUUUGGACGUCCUUGUUUGAUGACAAAGGCAUGGGCGUUCUACAUUUGGCUGUGUAUAUUGUACAGAAUUAACAUCAACAAUUGGUUAGAUAUAAUUCAUUCUUUACCUCAGAUGAGGU